This is a messenger RNA of Talpa occidentalis (Iberian mole), 3685 nucleotides long. RefSeq names its product innate immunity activator (gene INAVA). The coding region runs from base 86 to 2062 and encodes 658 amino acids. Lineage: Eukaryota; Metazoa; Chordata; Mammalia; Eulipotyphla; Talpidae. The record is from RefSeq and is a predicted model, not a curated record. The transcript has 10 exons. Gene Ontology annotation, biological process: positive regulation of protein ubiquitination; adherens junction maintenance.
AGUCCCUUCUCGCGCCGGUCCCCUCUCUCCUCGGGGCCUUGGUACGCCCCAGGGGACAGAUGUCUAGGGAUCUUUAACAUUUGGGAUGCUGCAAAUGCCGAAGUUAAAUGAAAUACCUCCGGGGCGGGAAGGCCAGGGGGAGACUCGGGGAGCGGGAAGACGGCCUGGACAAACAGGUCCUGAAGCUGCGAGGCAGAAACGGGGGGCGCGGGGGCAGGCGGGCGGCGCCAGAACUCCAUGGGACAGCUGGGGAAACUCCAGGCCACCUACGAGUCCUGGCCAAGGUUGGGAACGGUGUCACCCUACCCCAGGCUGCACCCCCCCCUCCCAGAAAUCCACCAUGGAGAGUAAGGAUGAGGUCAGCGACACCGACAGUGGCAUCAUCCUGCAGUCUGGCCCCGACAGCCCGGUGUCCCCAGUGAAGGAGCUGACCCAUGCCGUGCGCAAGCAGCAGAAGGCCCUGGAGGAAAGGCUGGAGGCCUGCCUGGAGGAGCUGAGGAGACUCUGCGUGAGGGAGGCGGAGCUGACGGGCACCUUGCCGGCAGAGUAUCCCCUCAAACCAGGGGAAAAGGCCCCGAAGGUUCGCCGUAGGAUUGGAGCGGCCUACACACUGGACGAGCAGGCCUGGCAAAAGGAGGACCCCCUGAGCAGCCUGGAGCAGCAGAUUGCCUUGCAGCUGAAGAUCACCGAGGCGUUGCGGCAACUGGUCAAGGAGGGGAACCUCAGCAGGCAGGCCCGCCGGCAGCGCAAGCAAGCCCUGCUGCAUGAGGAGAAGAAGCUGCGGGAGCUGCAGCGGUGCCUGGGGGAGCAGCGGCGCAACAGUGGGCCCCUUCCAGCCCCUGCUCUCCACCUGGGCCCAGAGCUCAGUGCCUCCGAUGACAGCUCCCUGUCAGAUGGGCUGCUCCUGGAGGAAGAGGAAUGCCAAGGGCCAAAACCUUCCCCAGAGUCCCUGGCUCUGCCUUCCCGGCCUCUCCCACCUCAGAGCCUUGAAGGGCUGCAGCCAGCGGGACCUGAGACUGGGGGCCUGGACCGUGCCCCCAUCCAGAACAGCCCCUGGAAGGAGACCAGCCUGGAUCACCCCUAUGAGAAGCCCAGGAAGUCUUCUGAACCUAAUAGCGAGUCCAGCAGCCCGGCUACCACCCCCCAGGACGGACCCUGCACCUCCAGCCUGUGGCUUGUGGAGCCUCCCGCCUACCAAAUGGUUCCUGUCCGCAGUGUUCCCAGCCAGCGGCAGGGCCGGACCAGUGCCCCGGCCACCCCCGAGAUGCAAGGGAGGAGGGGCCAGUCACAAUCCCUGAGGAUGGAGUCCUUCCGGGCUGCACCCGAGGGCCGAGGUCGCAGCGCCUUUCCGCGACGCCGGCCCACCCACUACACGGUGACGGUGCCCUCCUCCUGCUUCCCCCCGACUCAGCCCCCGCUGCCGCACCCCGCCUACCACUCCUGCUCGGAGGACAGCGGCUCCGACGUCUCCAGCAUCUCCCACCCCACCUCGCCGGGCAGCAGCAGCCCCGACAUCUCCUUCCUGCGACCUCUGUCGCCCCCGCAGCUGCCGCGCCAUCGCGGGGCCUGGGGCGCGGUCCCCCAACACCCCCAGCUGCUGCUGCCCCCCGGGUACCUCCCGGCCGGGCGCUACGUGAUGGUAGCCGAGGGCCUCCUGCCGUCGGGCGAGUGGGAGCUGUGCCGCGCGGCGCUGGCCCCGGCCUACGACGACGACGAGGGGGCGGCCCUGCGCUUCCAGCGCCUGGUGCCCUCGCACAGCCGCGUGGUGCGGACGCCCUCGCUGAAGGACAGCCCGGCCGGCCGCGGGCUCAGCAAGGCCGCGGUCUCCGAGGAGCUCAAGUCCUGGCACGAGCGCGCCCGCCUCCGCAGCGCCCGGCCCCACUCGCUGGACCGCCAAGGGGCCUUCCGCGUCCGGAGCCUGCCCCCCGGGAGAGACGGCUUCGCGCGAGCCCUGGGGCCGCGGACACAGGUACCUACAGUGUGUGUGCUGCGGAGAUCUCCCGAGGGGGCCCCUGUGCAGGUCUUUGUACCUGAGAAUGGCGAGAUCAUCAGCCAGGUGUAACCCAGGCCAGGGUCACCUGUGCCCCAAGUGCCUCGGCCCGGCUACCAGGAAGGACUGUCUCAGCGGGGCUGGGGCUGACACCUGCCCCCAAGUGCCUUCUUCAGCUCCCUUCCCCCAUCGCAGGUCGAUGACCUGGAGCUGAAUUUUUUUUAUUACCAGUUUUUAUUUGGAAGUCCUGGACUGAGGAUUUAUAUUUGUGAUUUGUCCUCAAGAUCCCUGUAAUAUGAUAAUUUUUUUUGCCCAGAGACUGGCCUACUGGACUUGAGGGCUGGCCUGCCUGACAGCAUUUGUCUCCUUAUGCAAGACAAGUGGGCUGGGGUGCGCGAAGCAGGGAGCCCACACAGGAUUCCUUAAAUGCUCCCGUCCCUGGUUCCAAGAACUUCCCUGGAGGACAGUUUCUGGCCCUCCCGGCCCGUUGCGCAUACAUAUCACUCCUGUGUCCCAGGUCUCUGGGUGGUGUAGGGUGCCCCCUCUGGGGGAGAAUCUCCUCACUUGUUAUAAUGUGCUCUGUGAUGCACACACCAAGUGGAAGGUUAAAGGUCAGUAUGCCCUGGUGGAAGUCUUCCUGGCCCUAUAAAUCCUCUGUAGGGGCCCCCAGUCACUAUUCCCUCCCUCUGCCCUAUGGGCUCCCAGCAUCCACUCAGACCUCUGAACCUAGAGUUCGAGGCCCCCCCCCCCAAGAUUUUGACUCAGGAGGCCCAGGGAUGGGGCCUGGUGUUGGUUGGAGAGCAGCUCCCCCUGGGACCAUCUUCUCUGGGCCUCAUGGAGGCUUGAAGUUCCUUCACUCUGACCAAUACUUUAGUCAUAUUUUUGGAUUGGCACCACUUUUGUGGCAUGUUGUCUGGGGGGACGCUUUUGCUCUGAGAUGUGGGUUUCCAUGAAGGGGUUGCAUCUGUGUCUGUGCAGACACAACUCCUAAGGGCGCUCGUCAGCUGUCCCAGCCAUGUGGACGUGAGUGGUCUGGAAGCAGCUUGCGCUGUGACCACUGGCAGCCCCAGCUUCUCGUCCCAGGCCCUUGUUGCUGCCCGAUCCCUGCUUCAGAGAGAAGGCUGCUGAGUGGGGGCUUGGAGGGUUGGGGAGAGCUGGAGUCUCGUUUCCCCCUCCCAGCGCCCCUGGCUUGGACACUGACUGUGAGUGUAGCUUCGGGCUCCAGUCAUUUGGAUGCCCCCAGAGGGGUGGCUCUCCCAGCUGGACAGAAAGCCAUGUGACCAGCUACAUAAGGGGGCCAAGGGAGAGACCAGGGUGGUCCACCAGAGGACUUGGAGGGAGGAGAGGGAAGCCCAAGGGGAAGCACCUGCAUUUCUCUACAGGGCUCUUACCACAUCCUGUAGUCCCCCACUGUUUGGGUCGACCCUGCCCCCCUCAUGUUUGAAUGGCCUAUUUUUGAUGAUUUUCUUCUCCCCCCUUGUCUCUGAGCCCAUUCCCCAGCAUCCUCCCAGCAGCCCAGAGCCUUCGGGCUGAGCCAGGAGGCACCUGAGCACCCCCACACCCCAGGGUCCUGUAUAUUAACUUAUUGGGCCUGUGCAAAGCCCGUGUAGUGGGUGUGUACUUGGCCGUGGGGCCAGGACUGGGUGGGUUUUAGUGCCAAAUGCUUCAAUAAAGUCUGUCCUUUGUGAUUGGUCA